CUUAAUAAGAUAUGCUGCCUUAAUGUGUAGGUAUGGCUCAGGAAUGUUCCUCAUACGCCCCUAGUUGAUGAUAAAGGAGGUCAAAACUGGAUUUCCAGAGCCAAAGAUAAGUUCAAGUUCCCUGGAGGUGGCACACAAUUUAUACACGGAGCAGAUAAGUACCUGGAUCAGAUUUCUCAGGUUCUUAAUUUUAAAGGUUAAUGUAUGCAUGAAGAUAAAAUAAGAAAUGAGGUCUGCAUUUCUUGGCCUCUGAUAUUCAGGUUCUUUUAAGCAGAUGGUCCCUGAUAUCAUGUUUGGUCACCACACUCGAGUGGUAUUGGAUGUUGGAUGUGGUGCAGCUAGUUUUGGUGCCUAUUUGCUUUCACGGAAUGUCUUAACCAUGUCUAUAGCUCCUAAAGAUGUCCAUGAAAAUCAGAUUCAGUUUGCACUUGAGCAUAAUGUGCCUGCAAUGGUGGCUGCCUUUGCCACUUGCCGUCUAUCAUAUCCAAGUCAAGCCUUUGACUUGAUUCAUUGUUCUAGAUGUAGAAUCAAUUGGACUCGAGAUGAUGGAAUUUGGUUGCUUGAGGUCAAUAGGAUGCUACAAGCUGGUGGAUAUUUUUCCUGGGCAGCACAGCCAGUUUAUAAGCAUGAAGAAGCCCUUGAGGAGCAGUGGAUAGAGAUGCUUAACCUUACAGCUCGUCUUUGCUGGAAUCUUGUAAAGAAGGAAGGCUAUAUUGCAAUCUGGCAGAAGCCCUUUAAUAAUAUUUGUUAUUUAAGUCGUGAAGCAGGGACAAAACCUCCUUUAUGUGAUCCCAAUGAUGACGUGGACAAUGUUUGGUACAUUGAUUUGAAGUUGUGCAUUACUCAACUCCCUGAGAACGGAUUUGGUGCAAAUGUUGCCUCAUGGCCUGCCCGUCUAGAAACUCCUCCUGAUAGGCUCCAGAGCAUACAAAUAGAUGCCUACAUAACCAGAAAUGAGCUCUUCAAGGCAGAAUCAAAAUUUUGGAAUGAAACAAUAGCAAACUUUGUUAGGGGGCUUGGUUGGAAGAAGAUAAGAUUAAGAAAUGUGAUGGACAUGAGAGCCAGCUUUGGAGGAUUUGCAGCAGCAUUAAUUGAGAACAAGCUUGAUGCUUGGGUUCUAAAUGUGGUUCCUGUUAGCGAAUCCAAUAUCUUGCCAGUUAUUUAUGAGCGUGGACUACUAGGAGUCAUGCAUGAUUGGUGUGAGUUGUUUGAUACAUACCUCAGGACGUAUGAACUCUUGCAAGCAGCUGGUCUCUUCUCAGUUGAGAGGAAAAGAUGUAACAUGUCUACUAUCAUGCUUGAGAUGGACCGGAUAUUGAGACCUGGUGGGCAUGCUUACGUUCAUGAUUCUAUUGAUGUCAUUGAUGAACUUCAAGAUAUAGCAAAGUCCAUGGGAUGGAAGGUACACCUACAUGAGACGGGUGAGGGUCCUAAUUCAAGUUACAGGAUCAUGGUAUGCGAGAAGCACCUCCUGUACACAAGAAAAAGCCAGAAUCAAAACAAUUAGAUUGCCUUUUCCUGCUAACAGCUAGACAAAGAUAAUGGUUGUUGCACAAGUCCAUCUUCUUUUCCAUCUUGUAUGAUGGGAAGGAUGGAUGCUCAUUGAAACUGCCUCAAGAUAGAAAGAGCGAAUGAAUUCAUUUUCUUAAUAUCUACCAUUUCAGAUCAUUCACUUUAAAAACACAUGUAAUUGAAAUUCAUUUUUU
Messenger RNA from Rubroshorea leprosula, 1706 nucleotides. NCBI's taxonomy places the organism in Eukaryota, Viridiplantae, Streptophyta, Magnoliopsida, Malvales, Dipterocarpaceae. The record is from the annotation of a GenBank genome assembly.